Messenger RNA from Cotesia congregata, 2574 nucleotides. NCBI's taxonomy places the organism in Eukaryota, Metazoa, Arthropoda, Insecta, Hymenoptera, Braconidae. The record is from the annotation of a GenBank genome assembly.
AUGUCAAAACGUAAGAAAGAUGAAGUAGUCGAUUUAACAGAAUCAGACGACCAAAUAAUAAAACCAGCGGCUAAAAAAUUGAAACAAGCAUCAGAAAAACCCAAAGUACCAAAAAAACCAAAAUUAGUUUCUGAAAAAGCGAAACCAGCGCCUAAAAAACGCAAAGCUGAGACUAAAAUGGGUUGUUUGGAGUCAAAAGAAAGCAUAGCUGAUUCUGACGAAUUUAUAGAGCCAGUUUUAAAAGUUAAAAAAUCUGCGGGUGCUAAAAAAAAUCAAAAAACUAUAAUAGACUCUGACGGGUCAACAGAGUCAAUUUCAAGUCACAAUUUUCAUAUUGACCCAAACCACUUAGUGCACGACUGGACCAGCGCGGAAUACGUCCAAGAGUUCAAUGGAGUAACUCGAGCAGUUGCCGAAGCUGUGGUGAAACUUUUGGACAAUGACAACACUAUUCCUUUCAUCGCGAGGUACCGUAAGGACCAAACGCGUGGUUUAGACGCCGAUAAGUUAAGAUUGAUCAAAGAAAGUUACGACCGCGCGAAAGCUAUCAAGCACAAAGCCGACUUGGUGAUAAAAGCUAUCGACAAAUCUGGGAAAUGGACUCCUGAACUUCACAACCAUGUAAAGUCUGUCAAACUUUUGUCUGAGUUGGAGUACAUUCACUCGCUGUACAAGACUGGCUCCAAAAGAACCCUCGCGGAACGGGCUAGAGAACUCGGGCUGGGUCCAGUUGCUGAGGCGGUCUUGAAGGGCGAUAAAAUUCCGUAUAUAAAAAGUUUUAUUCGAUCUAAUGAAGAAGGUCUUGAGAGCGAAGAUCAAAUCAAAGAUGGAAUAAUUAAUAUUCUUGCUGAUGUUAUUAGCAAAAAUAAGGAAACUUUUGAUAAGACAAAAGAAUUGCGGGAGAAUAUUUCGGCUACUAUUCAGACCAAAAAGACUAAAGACGCCUCUACGGGUAAAAUGGAUAGUAAGAAAAACGAUGAUGAGAAGUAUAAAAUGUAUUACGAGUGGAAAAAUAUGGAGAAAAACAUAAAACCCCACCAGACACUUGCUAUGAAUCGAGCAGAGAAGGAAAAAGUUAUCGCAAUUCAAGUAAUAGUUCCGGAUUAUUUAGAAAGUCAAUUGAAAAAAUUUAUCUUGCAAUUGUACCAGUCGGGAGUUAACGCUUCGGUAUUUCACAAGGACCUGAUUCACAGGGCGUUCGAUACUGCGUACAAAAAAUACAUUAAGCCGUCUGUGAUACGGAGGAUCAGAAGCGAGCUGAGUGAGAAAGCUGAGGAAGCUUCUAUGGAAGUGUUUGCAGUAAAUGUUAAGCAACUGCUCCUCACACAGCCGGUUAGAGGAAAAAGUAUCCUGGGGAUCGACCCCGGAUUCAAGCACGGUUGUAAGCUUGCUGUAAUUUCGGCACAAGGCGAUUUACUCGACACAGCGACUAUUUAUCCACACUGUAAAAAUGAUAAAUUGCGACGAGGAGGCGCUGAUACGCUCGUUAAGCUCGUACGUAAAUAUGGGUGCUCUAUUUUGGCGUUGGGUAAUGCAACAGCUUGUCGAGAAACGGAAAGCUUUAUUUCGGAUAUUAUUAAUUCGAAUUUAUUGGACAAACAUAAAGUCACUUAUACGAUUGUUGAUGAAUCUGGGGCUUCAAUUUACAGUUGCAGUGAUUUAGCUAAAACUGAAUUUCCAGAUUUAGAUUGCAAUGUAAUAUCAGCUGUAUCAAUAGCAAGGCGUCUUCAAGAUCCACUUGCGGAACUGGUUAAAGUUGAACCGAAAUCGCUUGGAGUUGGAAUGUAUCAACACGAUUUACCGGAGAAACAACUGAUGGCUAAAUUAAAUGAGGUAACGUCACAUUGUUUAUUAAAAAGAGUAGCGGGCUUAUCUGAUGCCAAAGCAUCAAACAUAAUAAACUGGCGAAAGGGUAACGGGCCAUUCAUCAAUCGCGAGCAGUUACAGAAAGUAAAAGGUAUUGGAGCGAAAACUUUUGAGCAAUGCGCGGGAUUUAUACGAAUAAUACCCGAGACCGCGUUAUCUCAAUCAGCCGAGUCUAGCUUCAUGGAAACUAAAUCUAAAGCUAAGAUUAAAUUUAAUUAUCUCGACCAAACGUGGAUUCAUCCCGAGUCAUACGGUGCCGCGAGUGCCCUUAUCAAAGCUUGCAAUUCACGUCCUGAGGAUUUAGGAUCACGUAAUUUUAUUUCUGCGAUAAAUGUCUUCGUUGCUGGUAAAGAUCGUGCUGAACUAGCCAAGCAGCUGGGCACUAAUAAAACCACGCUGGAGGUUAUCGUCAAGGGGCUGAGGAUGGAGAAAGGCGAGGAUAUAAGACGCCAGGGUAGUGCUCCUUUGUUCAGGAAUAGUCUCAGGACCAUCGAUGACUUGGUAGUUGGAUCUGUUUUGAAUGGAGAAGUCAGGAAUGUCACGCACUUUGGCGCUUUCGUUGACAUCGGCGUCGGAACUGAUGGCCUUAUCCACAUCAGCGGUUUAAAAGGAGCCGUUCUUUCAAUUGGACAGCACGUAGAGGUCAAAGUUGCCAACAUCGAGAAAGAGCGAGGUCGCAUUGGGCUUCAUUUGAAUAAAUUUUCCUAG